AUGGCCACUAGACACAAAGACAAUAGCAACCGGCAUCGCCACCAAACACGCCAGCAACGCAGACAUAGAAAUCCACACGCUUUAAGGUUCCUUCAAGCCAAUCUAGGCAAAGGAUUCCAAGCUCAGCACGAAUUCUUCCAGUAUUUUCAUAACAACGACUACCAAAUCGCACUCAUAAACGAACCCUACACCGGCUCUGGAACCACUGUCACAAAUACUCACGGACACGACGUUUACCAGUACACCGAUGGCAGCCGUGUCAAAGCUUGCAUAGUGGUCAAAAAAGGAAACAUCUCUACUAUCGGAAUGAGGCAGCAUUCCAGCCCUAAUCUGUGCUCGAUCCGAAUCAACCUCAACGGUGCGAAAGUCUAUGUCACGUGCAUCUACCUCGAACCCCGGAUAAGCGGGGCGGCUGCGGCCGCACAAAACUGCAUCGUUGACCGAACACUCCGUGAUCUGGAGGAAUUUGUUCAAGCCAACCCUGACGCCGCUCACAUCAUCGGAGGGGAUCUCAACGGAUGGCACCCCAUGUGGGGCUCUCCUAGAGCUAACCGUCGAGGUAAUGAGAUCGCCGAGUUUAUAAUGACGUCCAACCUGAUUGUGUGCAACACGGGUGUCUCCCCCACCUUCGUCUCGACAACAUCCGGUGCAGUUCGAGAGUCAAUAAUAGACAUCACUCUGGCCUCUGGCCGGGCUGCGGACAGAAUAUCUAAUUGGAGGGUCAAUCCCGACGCAUGUCCAGCAUCAGACCAUCAUGCGGUGGAAUUCUUCUAUGAUGUCAACAAACGCGAUCUGAACCGCCAUGCAUAA
Messenger RNA from Galleria mellonella (greater wax moth), 810 nucleotides. RefSeq lists its product as uncharacterized. The transcript has a single exon. Bases 1 to 810 code for a protein of 269 amino acids. Gene Ontology annotation, molecular function: catalytic activity. The record is from RefSeq and is a predicted model, not a curated record. NCBI's taxonomy places the organism in Eukaryota, Metazoa, Arthropoda, Insecta, Lepidoptera, Pyralidae.